CGGACCCCUGUCACUUUAAAAUUUACUGCAGAAAGAAGUCUCUUCCGACUGGGGACACGGGGAAAGACAAGCCCCACGCUCUGAGUCGCCUCUUCUUUGGGGGGAUAAUAGGGAUGGACGCGCAGGAUACGUCUGUAUGAGAAACAUCACACAAACUUAAGGCGAUGCCUGAAAUCUACCACCCCUGAAUCUCCCUGCUGUCAUUUACGCGACACAUCCCGGCAGGCUGAGGAGGUGGAAAGGGGGGGGAGUGGAAGAGAAAAAUGAAAAGUUGAAUGGCUAACAGAGGACACCUGGGUGCGUCAGGACAGGAGGGGUGACAAGAGAGAAGCGGACGAGCCAAACGAAGCGCACGCAGUGAAAAGUUGGGAGCAAGUUGAUGUGCCGGAGGGGAUUUAGUUCCGUCCCGCGACGUCUGUAGGACAGUGAGAGGAGAAACAACGAGUCUGCGCUGUCUGAGAGACAAUACAGAGAGAGAGGAUUUACAUCUACCGAGUUCGCGGUGUGUGAGAGACAGUAAAGUGAAAGCGCGCCGGCGAGACAUCGGCUCGUCCUGCGGCUUGGAGACCUGAGGAGACGCCGAAAAAAAAAAAAAAAAAAAAAAAAAGAAAGAAAGAAAGAAAGAAAGAAAGAAACAGCAAUACACCACUGCGUCUUACGGUGCCAAAUGUCUGGAGGACACACCGUAGCAAGAAUGCAUUUUUAGAUUUAUUGUUUAUUUAACAGAGUUUUACUUUUUCUCUCUCUUUUUUUCUUUUUUAAAUCGGAGUUUUCAUCACUUUUCCUCAGUUAUCGUCCGUUAUCGUCCCAAGAGGUUGUUUCAACGAUCUUGGAUGGCUCGGGCCAUGUAAAAUUCUGCGUGGAUGCCAGCAAACCAGAUAUAGGGAGCUGGCUGAAGCACAUCCAGUUUGCCCCUGCGGCCACGCAACAUAACCUGACAGCGAUCCAGAUAGAUGAUCAGAUCUUUUACAAAGUCACCAAAGAGAUUUUUCCCGGUGAGGAGCUGCUACUUUUCAUGAAGGCUGAAGAGUAUUCAUGUGACACGAUGGCUCCUGAUAUUCAUGAGGAGAGGCAGUACCGCUGUGAGGAUUGUGACCAGCAUUUUGAGUCCCGCAACCAGCUGCUGGACCACCAGAAGCAGCCAUGUGGGAUGCCCCCCUCUUCCUUCCUUAACCCAGGAGGAGACAGUGACCUGAAGGCUCAAGAACCUGAAGACUUGAGGCCUCUCCACAUGUCUCAUGGCCUGCAUGAGUGUAAGGAGUGUGACCAGAUCUUCCCUGAUGUCCAGAGCCUGGAGGCCCACUCCCUGUCCCACUCUGAGGAGAGGGAAUAUAAGUGUGAUCAGUGUCCCAAGGCCUUCAACUGGAAAUCAAACUUGAUCCGACAUCAGAUGUCGCACGACAGUGGCAAGCACUACGAAUGUGAAAACUGCUCAAAGCAGGUGUUCACAGACCCCAGUAACCUACAGAGGCACAUUCGCUCACAGCACGUUGGGGCACGUGCCCAUGCCUGCUCCGACUGUGGUAAGACGUUUGCAACGUCUUCAGGCCUCAAGCAGCAUAAGCACAUCCACAGCAGUGUCAAACCCUUCAUGUGUAAGUCACUAAGACCCUACCUAUGUGAGGUAUGCCACAAGUCCUACACCCAGUUCUCUAACCUUUGCCGUCACAAACGUAUGCACGCUGACUGUCGCACUCAGAUCAAGUGCAAGGACUGCGGGCAAAUGUUCAGCACCACCUCAUCCCUUAAUAAGCAUCGGCGAUUCUGUGAAGGAAAGAAUCAUUUCACAGCAGGGGGAUUAUUUGCCCAGGGUAUGCCAUUGCCUGGCACCCCUGGCUUGGACAAAUCAGCUCUCGCAAUGGGUCAUAGCAGCGCGGGACUUGCUGAUUAUUUUGGUGCCAGUCGCCAUCAUAGUGGGCUUACCUUUCCUGCUGCCCCAGCAUUUCCUUUCAGCUUCCCUGGUCUGUUUCCCUCUGGACUUUAUCACCGGCCACCGCUCAUUCCUGCCACUGCUUCUCCUAUCAGACAGCCAGCUCAUGCACCUGUCGUAGGGCCUGGUGGAGAGUUAAGUAAGAGUCCACUACUACCUCCAAGCCCUGGUGCUCUGGAGUCUCGAGAGCUGCUCAAGGCUCUCCGUAAAGAUGUCAAUUCACCCAGAAAGGAGAUAGCUGAUUUAGAGCUCCACAACCAGGGUUGUUCAUCCUCAGCCAAGCACCAAAACAAACAGAGUGACCAGUCUGAAAGCAGCGAUCUAGAUGAUGUCAGCACCCCCAGCGGAAGCGAUCUGGAGAGCACAUCAGGCUCUGAGCUUGAGAGUGACAUGGACAGUGAGAAGGAGAGGGGGGCUGCUCGAGAAAAUGGCAAAGGUUCUAAGAGGAAGGUUAGUGAGGGAGGCUCCCAAAGCCCCAGCUUGAUGGGCAGCAGUGCUGUUAAAGACUUUCCAGGCCCUUCCCUCAACCCUUCCUCACUAGAUGAGCACACAGCUGUAACAGGGGCUGUAAAUGACUCUAUUAAGGCCAUUGCCUCUAUUGCUGAGAAGUAUUUUGGCUCAACUGGGCUAGCUGGCUUACAGGACAAGAAGGUUGGGUCUUUGCCCUAUCCCUCUAUGUUCCCGCUGCCUUUCUUCCCAGCAUUUUCCCCACCAGUUUACCCCUUCCCAGAUAGGGACCUCAGACCAGCAGGCCUGAAGGCUGAGCCACAGUCACCAGGAGAUGACUGUAAGAAAGCCCAAGGCAAGACCUCAUCUGAGUCACCGUUUGACCUCACUACCAAGCGAAAGGAUGAAAAAUUAGCCCCUUUUGCUCCCACCAAACCAGAAGUCUCACAUCCUGUGGGUCAGGAUCAACCACUCGACCUGAGCCUGGGAUUGAGGGGCCGUGGACGUAACUCAAAAGAAGAAGAGAGCAAAAAGAACAUGGAUUAUGAAAAGGAUAAGGGAGUAGUGGAGAUUCCAAAGGCAGAUACCUCCUUACAACAUGCCAGACCAACCCCUUUCUUCAUGGACCCUAUUUACAGCAGGGUUGAGAAGAGGAGAAUGAGCGAUCCGUUUGAGACACUGAAAGACAAGUACAUGCGGCCUACUCCAGGCUUCCUCUUCCAUCCACAGUUUCGUUUGCCAGAUCAGAGAACUUGGAUGACGGCUAUUGAGAACAUGGCAGAGAAGCUAGAGACGUUCGGCUCCUUAAAGCCAGAGUCCGGUGAGCUGUUGCGCUCUGUUCCCUCCAUGUUUGACUUCAGAGCCCCACCUUCUGCACUUCCAGAGACGCUGCUGCGCAAGGGCAAGGAGCGCUACACAUGCAGAUAUUGUGGAAAAAUAUUUCCUCGCUCUGCCAACCUGACUCGCCACCUCAGGACUCAUACAGGAGAGCAGCCGUAUAGGUGUAAAUACUGUGACCGCUCCUUCAGCAUCUCUUCCAACCUGCAGCGUCACAUUCGCAACAUUCACAACAAGGAGAAGCCCUUCAAGUGCCACCUAUGCGACCGCUGCUUUGGUCAGCAGACAAACCUGGAUCGACACCUCAAAAAGCACGAGAACGGCAACUUGUCAGGAACUGCAAUGUCAUCUCCACAGUCUGAACUGGACAGCAGUAGCGCCAUAUUGGAUGACAAAGAGGACUCGUAUUUUAAUGAAAUAAGAAAUUUCAUCAGCAGCACAGGCCAGAACCAGACAUCACCGGACCCUUCUGAGGAAGGAUUAAAUGGAGGUCCAUUUGAAGAAGGGAAACCACUGCUGGCCAGCCAUGGUUCACGUGACUUCGAAGAUGAGGAAGUGGAAGAUCUCGGUGCUGAUGAGGAAGACGCAGAGGAGCCUAGCAGCAGCCCUGAGAAAAGGGAAGCCAAGGAGUUUCCAAGCAACCUAAACGAUGACAUCAUACAAAGCGAAAUGGACUUUAGUGAGCCAAAUGAAUUGAAAACGACUUGUAAUACUUCUCCAAGAAGGUAUAAAGAUGAGGAGGAACAGAGCAGCUACUCAGCCUUGGAGCAUAUCCAUCAUUUUCCUGACAUGUGCAAAUUGGAGGAAAGUGAGCUGAGUGACAGAGAUGGAGAUGAAGACGAUGGAUCAUUUGGCUCUCCCUCUUUGAGUGAGGCAGUCAAACAGCCACUCUUUAGGAAAUCCAAGUCUCAGGCAUAUGCCAUGAUGCUGUCUCUGGCUGAAAAGGACUCUCUCCACUCAGCCACCCAUACCCCGGCCACCAUGUGGCAUAGUCUGGCACGGGCUGCUGCUGAAUCCAGUGCCAUUCAGUCCCUCAGCCAUGUAUGAUGACACCCCAACAUGUCCACGUUUUCACCUCACUACCCUUGACCUACCUAUGGCACUGGGAGUCCAACAUGGGGGCUAUCAGCAGGGGCCCCUGAUCAUUCACAGAGUGACUGCUGAGCAGAACCACGGCCCAUCUGACUGCCUUAUACACAAAGUGUGGGGUCACUGUCCACAGCCCACCCAAGCCCCGAAAAAACAAAACCUCUGACGAAAACAGAAAAUUAAAAUCAAUUUGUCUUAUGAAACCCAAAAAUGAUUGAAAUUAAUAAUGCUAAAAUAAUAAUAGCUGUAUUUAUUCUUCUGAUUUUCUAUGUUUUGCACAGCAAAGGCAGCUGAUAGAUAAGUAAGAUGGGUGUGCUGAUGUGUCAUUGCUCAAGGAAAUUUAAUGCCCAGCAAAUACUGUAUAAGACAAGGAGAACCUUUCACUUUGAGUUUGGUUGUGUCUCUAAGACAGCUGGUUUCAGUCUAGCAUGUUUCACUGUGUGUAAAGCAUAAAAGCCAGAACAAGAAUUCCCUUUAACAUCUGCAGAUGUUCCUCAUAAAUACAUGUACUUGAUGAUAAAAAUUAAAAGUGGGGUUAGUUACCCACUCCAACUAAGGACAGCACUAGCGGCGCUUUAGUAUCACUGAAGUCAUUUAAGAACAAAUUAAAAUUGUUAAACUGAAAUCAGGCCAGUUUCCCAUGUGUGUUUUCAUAGCUGCGUGUGUCUGCACAAUCAUAGCACUGUACACAAGUGUCAAACAAGUGUUCUCCACUGCACUCCAUCCUCCCCACCUGCGCUAUCUGUGAAAGGAUAUAAAUAGAUUGUCUUUUUAGUGGAAGAGAUGAAAACACAAUGUUUUUGUUUUAUUUCUUUAUACUGAGAUAAGUAGCCAGUGCUGAAGUUAACUGUUGUUCUGUAAAGGGCAUAUGUCUUUUUUCAAAAACCCCUGAAUUCAUCCUAGUCAACCAACAAUACCACUAAAUACCCCAAAUGCUAGUUGUUAGCUACUCCAUGCUUGUGUGUCUUUCAUUUUUAGACAAUCAUUUGUUUUCUUUCUCUUGUUUUUGUUGGUGUUGUUGUUGUUAUUUGCUGUUGUAUUUUGAGAAUUGUAUUUAUUUCUUGGCAAACUGUAGUUUGUUUACUGAAUAGCACUGCUCCUAGCCCAGGUGAAGGGGAGAUUCCUAACCGGGCUUAUCCCAGAGUUCAAUGGGGUUUGUAGAUUACAUUUGAGUGCCAGAUAGUAUUAAACGUACAAUUUACACCAUAUUCUACUAAUGAAACCGGUUGAUGAAUAGAUAUUCUUUAGGGUUUUUUUCUAUGACAAUUUAAUGAUUCAAUUGUACAAAUGAAAAACGUUAUAAAGAAUGAGUAAUGAUAAAAAUAAAAAAUGAAAAAAAAAAAAACAGAUAUCAUUUCUUCAUAAGCGCAUGAUUGGUCUGGUAAGAUCUGUAUCUGAUAUUUUCUACGGUUGUCUGCAAGCUUGUGUGAUGUUCGGUUCAUGUUAAUCCCUUGUGCCAAACUUAUGAUAAAUAACAGAUUACUUUCAUUUAUUCUCCCGUUUUGAGGGACCCGAUUUCCUGUUUGUUUUUGUUGUUUUGUUUAUAAUCGAUUUUAAAAAGUAAUCAGCAAGUUGAGGUACUUUGUUUUAAUGCUUUCUACAAUGUAACUGUUAUGCAUUUCAAUUCAAUACUGUGGGAGGAACAACUAAGAAAAUAAAGGAUUACAAUGUGGA
Messenger RNA from Melanotaenia boesemani (Boeseman's rainbowfish), 5977 nucleotides. RefSeq names its product MDS1 and EVI1 complex locus (gene mecom). The coding region runs from base 1016 to 4261 and encodes 1081 amino acids. Lineage: Eukaryota; Metazoa; Chordata; Actinopteri; Atheriniformes; Melanotaeniidae. Gene Ontology annotation, cellular component: nucleus. The transcript has 17 exons. Gene Ontology annotation, biological process: regulation of transcription by RNA polymerase II; negative regulation of DNA-templated transcription. Gene Ontology annotation, molecular function: protein binding; RNA polymerase II cis-regulatory region sequence-specific DNA binding; DNA-binding transcription factor activity, RNA polymerase II-specific. The record is from RefSeq and is a predicted model, not a curated record.